Acipenser ruthenus (sterlet) is the source of this 2370-nucleotide messenger RNA. RefSeq names its product coiled-coil domain containing 113 (gene cfap263). NCBI's taxonomy places the organism in Eukaryota, Metazoa, Chordata, Actinopteri, Acipenseriformes, Acipenseridae. The record is from RefSeq and is a predicted model, not a curated record. The transcript is spliced from 9 exons. Gene Ontology annotation, biological process: cilium assembly. Bases 4 to 1137 code for a protein of 377 amino acids. Gene Ontology annotation, cellular component: ciliary basal body; axoneme.
ACCAUGGCGGAGGUAGAUUCAGACACCCAAAGCGAAGGUCGCCCGCUGAUUUACGAGUUUGAAGACCAGCAACUACUGGAUCUUGCGGAGGAACUCAGCCAUUCCAAUGCCGCUAUCAAAGCAGAGACAGAAGUGUUUGAGAGGUACUUCUCUCGGAUUGACCCCAAGGACCUGUUGCCACAGCCCUUGGCAGAGCAGCCUCUUCUUGGCUUGUCCGCACAGGAAUUUUCCCAGUUCCGAGGCCGGCGCAAGUCAAAGAGCCGCUCCAUGACAGCAGAGCGAUUGGUCCGGCUGACCGUGGAGCAGAAAUGCGAUGUUGCCCAGCGGGAGCUGGAGGAGAUGAGAGAUGCUCUGGAGAGACUGAAGGAGGGAUCCGAGCGAGUUCUCAGCAACUACAAGGCCACCGUAGAAGAAAGUGAAAUCCGAAUGUGUGAGUUGAAGAAAGCCUCAUACGAGUUUGACCGAGACAUCGGGAGAUCGAUGCUUGAGAGGAAGGGGGUCAUGAUGGGGGCGGAGAAAGUGAUACGCUACAUUGAGGACAAGUCCCGAACAAAGGAUACACUCAUAGAGAAGCUACGGCUCAAGAAAGCAGCCCUGAAGGUGCAGAAGAGGAAGCUGCAGAUGCAACUCAAGCAGAAAGAGGAGAUGGGUGAGGCUCUGCACGAGGUGGAUUUUCAGCAGCUGAAGAUCGAGAACAGCCAGUACCUGGAGAAGAUUGACGAGAGGAACCAGGACCUGCUGGGGCUGAAACUGCUGGCUGGGAACACCCUGCAGGUCCUCAAUGCAUACAAGAAAAAGCUGCAGAAUAUGACCUCAGAGUCAAACAAUCUGACCAGCGAGCUUUUAUCAAGGAAGGAAAUGCUGAUGAAAAUAGCGGCUGAAACGAUACAAGUAGAGGAGGAGCGUUCCAAGGCAGAGACCAUGAACAAAAGGCUGCGAGGCCAGCUAUCAGAUUACCAGGUCCCCAAUGUCCUGGACUACGUCACUGGGAAAGCCAGCCACAGUGAUCUGGAGCAAAGUGUUCACAUCUGGGAGCGUAAGGUAGAGAUCUCAGAGAUGGCUUUGAAGACACACAUCCAGACAUGGAACAAGCUGAAAAUGGCAAAUGGCAGAGCCCUGGACUGGCCUCAUGUCUAAAGGAGAGCUCAGCUGGCAAUUCUCCCCCAGAGACAAUAAACAUACCAGAAAGGACAUCAAAUCAUCAGCCAGAACGCAGAGCAAAAGACUCAUUUUGUAACAUUCAUUUGUUCAAUCCUUUAAAAAAAACACAUAAUUUAUUGAGCAAUAUAUUGUUGUUAGUUAUGUUACUUGCUACGGUCAAUGAGACACUCGGUCCACAAGAAAUCAAAAUGAACGAUACUUCGCUAUUACACCAGAUCCCCAUUCACAACAGUGCCAUCUUACACUGUACCAGAUGGGUAAUUCAGCCUUACAUAACACAUAACUUCUACAUAGUUGCCUAUAGCUCUAAACACUGACCUUGGAACUACCAAGGACAUUUCUUCUGCAAACAUACUGACUGCAAUAAACAGUAUGUGGGUAAAACCACCAAUAACCUGCUACUGGUUUCAGAAGCCAUAAUUACCAAAAAGCUGGAUCAACCGGUUACAAAGCAAGUUCAACUCUCAAAACCAUACCCUGCUGAUAUGAAGAUUGUUCCAAUGGAAAAAGUGCACAAUCCUAACACAGAUAAACGGGACAAUAGAAACAGUAAAACAACAACAACAACAAAAUCUUCAAUAGUAAGGCCAUCCCCCCUAUGAAAGCCACAUUUUGUUGGUCCCUCGACUGGCCUUAAUAAAUCUGAAAUCUAAUUACUGUCUGGAAUCUUCUGUUCUAUCAGUUUUACUCGAGAGGACUAUAAAUGAGCAUAUAUCUCCUGUCCUUACUUCGCUCCACUGGCUGCCAGUCAAAUAUAGGAUUGAUUUUAAGGUUUUAUUACUAACUUAUAAAUCCUUACAUUCUUAAGGCCCUGCCUGUCUUAGGGAUCUCCUUCAGUACCACAUAGCUAAACGAAAAUUGCGAUCUGGUAACAGUGUUGUUUUGUCUGUGCCUAGGACUCGUCUGCACACUGUGGGUGAUCAGGCUUUCUGCUCUCUAGCCCCACGCCUAUGGAACGCCCUGCCGGUCUAUUUGAGAAAUUGUGACUCAGUUGAUGUUUUUAAAUCUAAUCUUAAAACUUAAGUCUUUCGAUUGGCUUUCUGUAAUUGAUUUGUUGUUUUUACUGUUUGUCUAUUGAAAUGUUUGUUUUUAUGCUGCUUUUUGAAGUGCUUUGUGAUUUUUAAAUGAAAAGCACUAUAUAAAUAAAAUGUAUUAUUAUUAUAAUUAUUAAGUAGUAUGUCUAAAAUACCAAUUGAACAUUAAAACUAA